GCGAGCGGCAGCCGCCGCCACGUGUAUUUUUCAUACGACACUCUGCCGCGGGGAGUAGCGGGGAGUAUCGACUCGACACUAGAACCGUUCAAUCGUUUUCAUACGGUACGGUAGUUCUUAUGCAUGAACUGUCUAUUCCGUGAAGUUUUCCUUAUAAUUUACGCCUUUAGGAUAGUAUGUGGCAUUUGGUUAUUUUGCAGUUGUUAAGUGACAGGGAACAUUUUCAUUGAAUACCGAUCUGUUCAUGAUCUAACCUAAGUUUCCAACUGGGAUGUAAACAACGAUCAUUAACUAUUUGUUUUCGUGUUGUGUGAUCUUUGGAUGACGCUCAAGAAAUCAUGGAAUCUGAAUAUUCUUCACGAGUAUUUUCCGUUAGUGAAAUGAUAAUCGAGGUUGAAGAUGGGCCAGAAAGUACAUUAAAUAGUAGUUUAGAUCCUAAGCGACCGUCCGUUGUCGUACUGUGUCCAAGAAUGUUUUGUCGGAUGGCUCAAAAAAUUGCCAAAACAAGGAUGCUAUUCUCACUAGUAUGAAUGAUGCUGCCAUUGAAGAAGAAGAUUGUGAUAUCAUAUUUGAAGAGUGUACAGUUCCAAUGGACACUGAGAACUCUGGACGAGACGAAAAGGAGGGAAGCGCCACAUCCGACCCACUCAAGCCCAAUAUAAAAUUAAAGAAAACUCAAGUUUCAAAAACCAGCACAUGCAUUAAGGCUGUUGAGCCUGGGAACAUAAGAGCUUCUAAGGAGAAGAAUAAUGUUCAAAAGAGACAAUUGAGUCAGUUUCAAGAAAUGAAGAGAUGAAUAUAAACAUUUCUGAACUAAAUCCUUCUACUCUUCAGGAUGAAGGUGACGCUUCAUUCUCACAUUCCAUCGAGCAGUCUAAAGUCUCAAAGCGAACUAGAAAACCCACUCAGAAAAUGGCUGAGUACAUUUGCAGGCUUUGCGAGCUUAACUCUUACAACCUAAUAAAAAUAUUUAGCGCACAAGGAAAUCAGUUGAAGUUAGCUGACAAGAUUCACUUCCACUUGGCCAUUAAGGUGACACGCACUGAUAAACUGCCUUUGGCCAUAUGUGCCCUAUGUGUUAAUGCUUUAAAUGUCUGCAAUGAUCUUUACCAAAAAAGUCUCAGUGCCGAUAGUAACUUGCGCAAGAUUUUCCUGAAUGAAAAUCAAACCACACUUCAGUCUGUAGAGUCUCUAGAAAAACUACAGCCAAAGACAUUUAGCAAUGCCAUUCCUUCUUCAAGCAAAGAUUCUGACCUAAGUGAAACACAAAUCAUAGAUGCUCCAUUAGUACAAAGUAAUUUGCCUGUUCCUAAAAGUAAGAGUAAAGGGAAUAAGAAAGCUAGCUCUGAAACUAAAGCAGCCGAAAUCCCUGCACAUUCUAAGGAAAAAAUUAAAAAACCUGAGCUGCCAAAAAUAUUAGAUAACAGCGGUGAUUCAGUCGAAGCUGAUGCGGCCACAGUACUUUCUGAAGAUGAAGAAGAAAAUUUAUGGGGCCAGGAUGAUGACGAAAAUAACAGUACAAAAGAGUCUACUUACACAUGUGACUUAUGUCCAGAAGUUUUCGGAAAACGUGCAGAACUCUCCAUACACAGGAAAACUCAUCCCCCUGAGGAAAGGUUAAGAUGCCACUGUGGAAAAGUUAUGCCAAAUGAUGGAAGUUUUCAAACUCAUCAGAAGACGCAUACAUUCACUGCACAUCCAUGCCACAUAUGUGGUAAAAUUCUAGCAAGUACCUCUGGAUUGCGAGCUCACAUACUAGCCCAUGGAAACCCAAAGUUCUGUUGUGAGAUUUGUGGAAAGUCAACUCAUACUUUAGCUAAGCUUCAGUCACACAAGGCUUCACAUUCUGAUGAAAGACCUUUCUCAUGUGAAGUAUGUGGCCAAUCAUUUAAGCUAAAGUGUACUCUGAAGCAGCAUGCUUUCACUCACAAUGAAAGAAGACAGUUUGUUUGUGAAAUCUGUGGACAUGCUGUCAACCGACAAAGUCACCUAAAGAAUCAUAUGAGAUCACAUCAAGCCAAAGAUUACAAACUGAAGCUUUUACACUCAUGCAGCAAAUGUUCACUUAAGUUCAGUACCAAGAAUAUGUUAAAGAAGCACUGUUUCAGAGUCCAUGGAGAAGGAGAAUGGGGAGAGUUACCUGAAUGCCCAAUAGAUUUAGUGUGUACUAUUUGCAGCGUCAAGUUUCCAACCCCAUCUGAGUAUGGAGCACACAUAAAAGCGUGUGCAAAAGGAUAUAAAUGUGGGUUUUGUGACCGCGUUUUAGCCAGUCAGAGAUCACUUCAAAUUCAUUUACGGGGUCAUACAGGAGAGUGCCCAUUUUCUUGCAAGUUUUGUGAUAAAUUGUUCAAAUCUGAAAUGUCUAGAGAUUUGCAUCAAAGGGUUCAUACAGGAGAAAGGCCUUACCAGUGCCCAAAGUGUGACAAGGCUUUCAGAUCCAUUACAAAUUUAUAUCAACACAAGGCAACCCAUGAUCCAGUCAGGAAAUAUUUAUGUCCCCAUUGUCAGUAUAAGACCCAUCGACCUGCAGCAUUGAGGGUGCACCUCAGAGUUCAUACAGGUGAAAAGCCGUACUCUUGUGAUACUUGUGGAAAGUCCUAUAAAUCCUCUUGGGAUUUGAAACUACACUCUGAAACUCACUUGGGAAUUAGGCGACCAAGGCGAAUUAGAGAAAAGCAGAAAACUAAAAUUCAAAAUUUAGUGCUGACAGAGUCCUCCGAAAGUGUAGACUUAAUUGAUGCUGCAUGUGCUAAUGAGAAUGCUGUAAAGGCUCUUCUUCUUGCUGAUAAUGUAUAAUGCAUGUCCGAGCAUUUGAUUUUCUCUUUUUAAUUAAUUAAAGUGAAUCUAGCUUAGGGGAGAUAUCUGCUCCCAGCCUAUAUGGGUUUACUAUCAGACAGCUGUUCAUUGUCCUUUAAUUUGUACAUUUUUGUACAGCGUAGUUCUCUUUUGUUGAUGUGUUUGUCAGACUUAAGUGAAAAAUAAAACACGUUUAACAGUA
Thrips palmi is the source of this 2998-nucleotide messenger RNA. Its product is annotated as zinc finger protein 2 homolog. NCBI's taxonomy places the organism in Eukaryota, Metazoa, Arthropoda, Insecta, Thysanoptera, Thripidae. Gene Ontology annotation, biological process: regulation of transcription by RNA polymerase II. Gene Ontology annotation, cellular component: nucleus. Bases 793 to 2796 code for a protein of 667 amino acids. The record is from RefSeq and is a predicted model, not a curated record. Gene Ontology annotation, molecular function: RNA polymerase II transcription regulatory region sequence-specific DNA binding; zinc ion binding; DNA-binding transcription factor activity, RNA polymerase II-specific. The transcript has 10 exons.